This is a messenger RNA of Trametes versicolor FP-101664 SS1, 4215 nucleotides long. RefSeq lists its product as uncharacterized. The coding region runs from base 1 to 4215 and encodes 1404 amino acids. The transcript is spliced from 8 exons. The record is from RefSeq and is a predicted model, not a curated record. Lineage: Eukaryota; Fungi; Basidiomycota; Agaricomycetes; Polyporales; Polyporaceae.
AUGGCUCUGGAUCCCACUCUGUCUCACACAGCUGGACUUGAGCCGCUUUUGGCAACCUCACGAAACUUGAAACGCGUCCAGCAGGCACGGGAGUACACUUUGGGCCCCAUACCUGCAACAACUUUUGUAGAUUCAUUCUUCCCACUGGUCCCGGUCGAGAGUUAUGACAGGUCUGGUCUAAUGACAUUCAGGCACGCAUUCAGGGCAAUUCCGAAGACAGCGGAGAGCGCGGCACAAAUAUACGAACCAUUGGCAGCAGCGUUGAAUAAGACAUCCAAGCGCAAAGCUCGUUGUCCGGGGUUCGUCUUUGAGAAGACCAUUGAGCGUAGCUCUCAUCCUUCACGCGCACGGCCAGAGUUUACCAAACCGCACAUCUGCUGUUUCACCCUGGAGAAUGCGAAACACGUGCAACACACAGACAAGCGUACACGCACCGAGCUCGGAUACGCCGAACUCUUCAUUAAUAUCAACCCCGACCCGUCCUGCGACUUCUUCAUAGACCCACCGGCUGACGCCGAUCGACAGGCUCGCAAGGCGCACGAGUUCGUUCGUCAGUUCGACGUCGACGAUGUUGACCUGUCCUACGAGGUCGAGGAGGACUUCGGCCUGCACAUCGCCUUCGCGAUGGAAGUCUUCGCUCGCCAACAUCGACUCGUCGUCUUCUCCAUCGGUAUGGCUGGUUCGUUCGCAAGGAUCUUCCGGUGGGAUCGCGCUGGUUGCGUCGUGACAGAGGCGUUCGACAUUCGGGAACAUCCAGAAUUGCUCCUAGAGUUUAUCUGGAGAUUCUCCCAAUUCUCGCACACGGAACGCGGUUACGACUUGACUGUUGCUCCCGCCACGCCUCAGGAGGAGAUGCGGUUCCAGGAUGCCGUUAGGGCCCAUGCCUGCUUGCAACUGGAGAUCGAAGGCGAGGAGCUGGAUAGAGCUGUCAGGGCGCAUUACCAACCAGGGCAUGCGACUGCCGUCCGUGUGUACUCCCGACCUCCCGCUGGCACUAUGACGGUUGUCGAGGGCCGUCGUUACAUCGUGUCGCGGCCUGUCGUCUCACCGCUCUACCUUGAGGGCCGCGGCACCCGCGGGUAUUGGGCUUUGUGCUGUGAGACGGGACGGGUUGUGUUCCUCAAGGACACAUGGCGCUCGGAGUCGACGAGCGAGGUGGAGGGGGACAUCUUGGAACGUCUCAACGCCCUUGGCGUGCGUAACGUGCCCUCGCUGGUGAUGCAUGGUGACGCGCCCGACCCGGCCGAAAUAUAUCACAGAUUAGGUGUUAGAUUCCAUUUUACUCAGACUAGUCUCCUCACGAAGCAAGCUUGGAGAUGCCGGAUCGAUGGUAAAUAUAGUCACAUCCACAGUCGACGACAUUACCGCCUGGUCACGGAUAUAGCUGGUUACGGGCUUAGCACCAUCCGGGGAACACGAGAGCUGCUGCAUGCGGGGUACGAUGCGUUCACAGAUGCACUGGCUAAGGACUCCCGAAUACACAGGGACCUCAGUGUGGGCAAUAUCAUCUUGGUGAAAGAGCCUGGGUCAGCCGUCCGCAGGGGAUACCUCAUUGACUGGGAGGCUUCCGAUCAAGUCGACGAAGCCGGCGAAGCGAAACAUGCCGGACGUACGGGGACAUGGGACUUCAUGUCCAUUCGAAUGUUGGACCACCGCCAAAUGCAUGGCAAGCACACGUUCAAGGACGACAUGGAGUCUGUGCUAUACGUCGUUUUCUACUGCGGCUUGCGCUACGUUGCCCACGACGUGUUCCCGGAAGACCUUCAUGGCAUUAUCCGCGACUUCUUCCGCCUAAACUACCAUCUAGGCGAUUUCAUUUGGGGCGGCGCCGGGAAGCUCGCGAACGCUCAAUCGCGUAUGUUCAUGCGGGACGUCCAUUUCCGCAGCGCUGCUCUUCAGGAGUGGGUCACGACGGUCAUGGAUUUCCAUUUCCCUCCAGCGAGCCUCAGAGAGAAGUACAAGGACGCGUGGGAUGCCGCUCACCUCGACGCGUUCUGGUCGGAGUUUCUGGAGAACCGGAUGUUGGAGGGCGACGAUCGUGUCGUGCACACACUCCCCAGCUCUGGCCCGUACGAUUCUCCCCCGAGUCCCACCACUCCUGCGCCCAGUUCACAGCCUGAAUCACGCAAGCACAAUAUGUCCCCCUCAGAUUACGUGGAUGCCGUGGUGCCAAACCCAAAGAAAGCACGUCGGGCGGAGGGGAAAAUAGCUCUUCGGCGGAAUUGUGAAGACGACAACGGCUUCGACUCCGAUGGUUCGGACGAGGAGGAUCUGCAGCCGUACGACCGAGAAACAGUCUUGGUGAUGAGUGCGAAGAGCCAAGAGGUUCCAAACACCGCUCUCAAAGACGGCAACGCUGCCCUCAAGGAUGCGAACGCCGCUCUCAAAUAUCUGGUGGCUUCCUUGCAAAACGAGCGCGCAGCCCUUCUUGGGCAGCAAACGGAGUACACCCCCGUGGAGCCAUCAACAUCUACGGUGAGCGACGCAGAUCAGACACCGCACCCUCGUUAUCGCAACGAACACGUGUGCGUUCUGCCGCAAGAGAUAUUGCUUCGUAUAUUCCUGGCGACCAUUCCUUCGGACGACGAGCAUGAUGCCUUUGUACAAGCUGCUCUCCGAAGUCCCUGGACUCUCUCAGUCAAAACGCGGAGGGCGCUCACUCUUGUCUGCAAAACCUGGUAUGGUGCCGCUUCCGAGGCCCUUUAUGCCGAUAUCGCACUCCGGCGUAUGGGACAGAUCAGCGCGCUCGCGCGCACACUUCGCUCUGCUCGUGUCGUAUACGCUCCAGACCCAAGCGGCUUUGUCAAGCGCAUCCGCAUAGUUGGGUGUAUUGUGGUUCACCAGUGCGCCCAAGUUGCUAGGGCGGAUCUCACGCUCAUUCUGCAAUACUGUUCGAGGCUACAGAGCUUCGAGUACCACCCCCAUCCGCACUUUGAUCACUACGACACAUUGAACGAAGACCCAAUCCCCGACAUCGAGAAGUGGCACAAUCCCGUAUGGUUCCGAUCUCCCGACGAGAACACUCCUGGCGGCGCUCUGGCCGACCGUUGCGCUUCAGGCCUGCAGCAUCUAGUGUUCGCACAGAUCAGAGACGAAGAACACCUCAUAUAUAUCCACCACUUGCUUGUCAUGGAGACCCGCCUGACUACUUUGAUAUUGGGGCCUUUCGAGACUUUGGACUUCUUCCGUAUACCAGCCCUGUCUCGGCAGCCUCCCGUGGUGCUCCCCUACCUUGAACGCCUGCAGAUCCCUCGCGACCUUCUGUACGUGCAAAACUACAUCAGCCGCCUCUGGGACCUUCCCAAUCUGCGCUGGCUGACCGUGCUAGCCUCUGACGAAAUCCCGGAGGACGCGUUGGAGCUCUUCGGGAAACACCUGAAGUACCUUCAUGUGAUCCCCAAAACCUCCUGGAUAGACAAUCACGCGCACAGAACGCUCUCCUUACUACCUACCCUUUGCCCGGUCCUCGAGCACCUCGUCCUCCCGAACCUCCCCACGCUGAACCUGCCGUGCAUCAUCGCUUCACCUACCCUCCGGUAUCUGGACAUCUGGGGACUCACACUCAAACGCCGCGUAGUCGAGCUGAUGUGCGAGAUGGGCCACGCGUGCUCCCUCCCUGCGCUCCGUGCGAUCCGCAUGCUGUCCCCGAGAGCCCCUACGAGCGUCGUGGCGCAGGCGCGCCUCCCUCUUCUCUGCAACCCCGAGGAAGUGAGCGGCGAUGCCGUACGCGUGCGCACCCUUCCCGGGGGUGUCCGGGCGCUCCAGACGUCGUGGGCAGUUCUACUCGACCUAGGCGGGGACAUCGGGGAUGAUGUGCAGUUCUUCGGCGUCACGUUCGAUGACGAUGCCGAAUACGAUGCGGACGGAGGAUCCGAGUAUAUUCCCGACGUCGUGGUUAAGAUCGGCGGUGAGGAGGUGAAUGAGGAUGCGGCUGGGGACCAGAAAGACGACGGGGAGGAAGACGAGGAGCUGGAUGAUGGGACAUCUUGGGUGUCCGACUCCGAUUCCGAAGCCUAUGCUGACGAAGACGAGGGUGAGGACGAGGUUGAGGAUGCGGACAAGGACGAGGGCGAGGGCGAGGGCGAGGACAAGGACGGCUUCGGCUCUGGUUCGGACGAGGAGGAUCCGCAGCCGUACGACCGAGAAACAGUCUUGGAGAUGUAUUCAAGAAGCCAAGAGGUUGAAUUCUCAUUCAAUGACGAAGCUGACCUAUGA